AUGGCCAUCGCAGCGGCUUUGAGCUUCGUGCACGCCAAGGCCCUCCAACAUCCCCUGCGGUCGUUGACUGUAGCUGCAAUCGCCGUUCCAAUCCUCUAUAUCAUCAUCAACGAAUUUAUCCGAGCUUCAGUUCGAAUCCCCGGCUUUACAGGGCCUCGCGGGUUGCCUUUAAUUGGUAACCUUGCCCAAAUUAGGAAAAACGCGGCUGAGCAGUAUCGCAUUUGGUCAAAAACGUAUGGAGCCGUCUAUCAGAUUCAGCUAGGAAAUAUUCCUGUUAUUGUUGUCAAUUCUGCCGCUGCUGCGAAGGUACUAUUCGGUCAAAAUGCGCAGGCCCUAAGCUCCCGGCCUGAGUUUUAUACCUUUCACAAGAUUGUCUCCAACACAGCCGGCACUACCAUCGGUACCUCUCCGUAUAGCGAGUCUCUGAAGCGACGUAGAAAAGGCGCAGCAUCGGCCCUGAACCGACCCUCAGUAGAAUCGUACGUAUCCCAUCUCGACGUCGAGUCAAAGGCAUUCGUGGCAGAGCUUUACAAGUACGGAAACGGAGGCAAAACCCCCGUAGACCCAAUGGCCAUGAUCCAGCGCCUGAGUCUGAGCCUUGCCCUAACCCUUAACUGGGGCGUGCGUAUCGCAUCCCAGGAAGAGGAACUGUUCGAUGAAAUCACCGAAGUUGAAGAUGAAAUUAGCAAGUUCCGAAGCACCACGGGCAAUCUGCAGGACUACAUCCCACUCCUUCGCCUGAACCCGUUCAGCACCAACUCGAAGAAGGCCAAGGAGAUGAGAGACCGCCGUGAUAGGUAUCUCGACGGGCUGAACCGCGGUCUAGAUGAUCGCAUGGAGAAGGGCAUCCAUAAGCCCUGUAUCCAGUCGAACGUCAUCCUCGAUGAGGAGACCAGGUUAAACUCAGCGGAGCUCACCUCGAUCAGUUUGACCAUGCUCUCCGGGGGCCUUGAUACCGUUACCACCCUCGUCGCGUGGAGUAUCACCCUACUUGCCCAGCGUCCAGAUAUCCAGGACAAAGCCGCAACGGCAAUCCAGCAAAUGUACAGCCAGAGCCAACCACUCUGCGACGCCAACGACGACCAGAAAUGCGCAUAUGUUGUUGCCCUCGUACGGGAAUGUCUACGAUAUUACACCGUCCUGCGUCUGGCCCUCCCCCGCACCUCUAUCCGAGACAUCACUUACAACGGCCUCGUAAUCCCCAAGGGAACCGUCUUCUUCCUCAACGCCUGGGCCUGCAACAUGGAUCCCAAAGUUUGGCCCGAUCCUGAAGAAUUCAGACCCGAGCGCUGGAUCGAACAACCCAACGCCCCCAUGUUCACCUACGGAAUCGGCUACCGCAUGUGCGCCGGCUCCCUCCUCGCAAACCGCGAACUGUAUCUUGUGUUCAUGCGCACGCUCAACUGCUUCCGCAUCGAGGCGGACGGCGCUGGCGCUGCCGAGUGGCAUCCUAUCAGGGGGACCGCGGAUCCAGCCGGUUUAGUUGCGAUGCCGAAGAAGUAUAAGGUGAGGUUUGUGCCUAAGAGCGAGAAGGUGCUUGUUAAGGCUUUGGGCUGA
Aspergillus ochraceoroseus IBT 24754 is the source of this 1557-nucleotide messenger RNA. Its product is annotated as cytochrome P450. Gene Ontology annotation, molecular function: monooxygenase activity; oxidoreductase activity, acting on paired donors, with incorporation or reduction of molecular oxygen; iron ion binding. The transcript is spliced from 4 exons. Lineage: Eukaryota; Fungi; Ascomycota; Eurotiomycetes; Eurotiales; Aspergillaceae. The record is from RefSeq and is a predicted model, not a curated record. Bases 1 to 1557 code for a protein of 518 amino acids.